GUCUCCAUUUAUUUACCUGUCGCGGAAGUAUGGAGGCAGACAACAAAAACAUUAGAAUUGUCUAAAUUAGAUCUACAUUAAUCUAGACUAGAUCUAAAGAUCUGGAAUAGUUCUGAAUAGGAUUAAACUUUGUCUUUCACUAAGAUCUAGAAUCUGUAAUCCUAGAAUCUAGUAGAUCUAUAAAUAUAAUGAAUCGAUCUGAAAGUAUUAGAUCGGAGACAGCUUUGUCUUCAUCAAUUGACACUGUCACUGGGGCUAGCAGUAGUACCAGCAUUAAUAUUAGUAAUACAAACACUAGGAGUGUUCGAAUUAAUGUCAUGGAAGGAGUUGGAGCUCGAGUAGUCAGAGGACCAGAUUGGAAAUGGGGAAAACAAGAUGGAGGAGAAGGCCAUAUAGGCACUGUAAGAAAUUUUGAAUCACCUGAAGAAGUUGUUGUUGUGUGGGAUAAUGGAACAGCUGCAAAUUAUCGGUGUGCUGGAGCUUAUGAUUUGCGAGUGCUUGACAGUGCACCAACAGGCAUCAAACAUGAUGGAACAAUGUGUGAUACUUGUAGGCAGCAGCCUAUUUUUGGAAUACGAUGGAAGUGUGCUGAAUGUACAAACUUUGAUCUUUGCUCUGUUUGUUAUCAUGGUGAUAAACACAAUAUGCGUCACAGGUUUUAUCGACUUGCAAAUCCUGGCAAUGAAAGGAUUCUUAUUGAGCCAAGAAGAAAAAGCAAAAAAAUUACAGCAAGAGGAAUUUUCCCAGGAGCUCGAGUUGUUCGAGGUGUUGAUUGGCAAUGGGAAGAUCAAGAUGGUGGCAAUGGAAGACGGGGAAAAGUUACAGAGAUUCAGGAUUGGAGUGCAGCAAGUCCACGCAGUGCUGCUCAUGUUCUUUGGGAUAAUGGUGCCAAAAAUCUUUAUAGAGUUGGUUUUGAAGGAAUGGCUGAUUUAAAAGUACUCAAUGAUGCAAAAGGUGGAUCUUUCUACAGGGAUCAUCUCCCACUAUUAGGUGAACAAGGCCCUGGUUCACGUUCAGGUCCAUGUGGUUUAGCUGUUGGUGACCAAGUGAAUGUAGAUCUAGAUCUGGAGAUUGUCCAAUCUUUACAACAUGGACAUGGUGGAUGGACUGAUGGAAUGUUCGAAUGUCUGGGCACCACAGGAACUGUUGUUGGUAUUGAUGAGGACCACGACAUAGUUGUUUCCUAUCCAAGUGGUAACAGGUGGACAUUUAACCCAGCCGUGCUUACCAAAGUAAGCACAGCCAGUAGUUCCACAUCUAUAGCCAGUGACACAAGCUCUGCAGCCCAGUUUGCUGUUGGGGAUCUCAUUCAGAUUUGUAAUGAUGCAGAAAGAAUUAAAGUCCUACAACGUGGCCAUGGAGAAUGGGCUGAAGCAAUGCUGCCGACUCUUGGUAAGAUUGGUCGAGUUCAACAAAUCUAUCAUGACAAUGAUCUGAAAGUAGAGGUUUGUGGGACAUCAUGGACAUACAACCCCUUAGCUGUUACUAAAGUAGCCUCAGCUGAUGGUGCUGCAAUAGGAUGCUCUUCAGGAGAACGUUUAAGUGCUCUUUUAAAGAAACUGUUUGAGACCCAUGUUUCUGGUGAUGUUAAUGAAGAACUGGUGAAAGCCUCAGCCAAUGGAGAUAGUGUAAAAGUGGAUGAGAUUUUACAAAGACCAGAAUCUGAUGUGAAUGGUGUGUUUGCUGGUCACACUGCUCUCCAGGCGGCUUCACAAAAUGGUCAUAUUGAAGUCAUUAAAGUUUUAAUCAAGCAUGACGUGAAUAUGGAAGUUGAGGAUAAAGAUGGUGACAGAGCUGUUCAUCAUGCUGCAUUUGGUGAUGAACCAGCAGUGAUAGAACUACUUCACAGAGGAGGUGCUGACCUAAAUGCUCGAAAUAAACGUAGACAGACUCCACUACAUAUUGGGGUCAAUAAAGGUCACAUUGGUGUGGUUAGAUCUCUCUUGGAUCUUGGAAGUCAUCCCAGUUUGCAAGACUCUGAAGGUGACACAGCCCUUCAUGAUGCCAUAAGCAAGAAAAGAGAUGACAUGAUAUCUUUGUUGCUAGAGCAUGCAGCAGACAUCACUAUCACCAACAACAAUGGUUUUAAUGCCCUCCACCAUGCUGCCCUUAGAGGGAACCCUAGUGCCAUGCGUAUCUUGUUGACCAAGUUACCUAGACCCUGGAUUGUUGAUGAGAAGAAAGAUGAUGGCUACACAGCGCUUCACUUAGCAUCUCUCAAUAACCAUGUGGAAGUGGCAGAGCUGCUGGUGCAGCAGGGUAAAGCAAACAUGGACAUUCAGAAUGUUAACCUCCAGACACCUUUACAUUUGGCUGUAGAGAGACAGCACACACAGAUUGUCAGACUGUUGGUCCGAGAAGGUUGUAAUCUGAAUGUCCCAGACAAAGAUGGUGAUACACCUCUUCAUGAAGCUUUAAGACAUCAUACACUGUCACAGUUAAGACAACUCCAAGACAUGCAAGAUGUUGGCAAACUGCUGAUGGGACUAGGUACACCAGGUGCUGAUAAAAAGUCUAGUGCUUCUAUUGCAUGCUUUCUGGCAGCUAAUGGAGCUGACCUUAACUUAAAAAACAAGAAAGGACAAACACCUUUGGAUCUCUGUCCUGAUCCCAAUCUUUGCAAGACUUUAGCCAAAUGUCAUAAAGAACGUAACAGUCCUGGUUUGACUGCCCCCAAUGCUGCCAUUAUCCGCAAUGACCAAGAGAGUCUGGAGGAGUGUAUGGUCUGCUCUGACCAGAAGAGGGACACACUGUUUGGCCCCUGUGGACAUAUCUGUACCUGUUCUCUGUGUUCACCUCGGGUCAAGAAGUGUCUUAUGUGCAAAGACCCUGUUCAGUCCAGAACAAAGAUUGAAGAAUGUGUUGUGUGUUCAGAUAAGAAGGCCACAGUCCUUUUUAAACCUUGCGGUCAUAUGUGUGCUUGUGAUGGCUGUGCUAACUUAAUGAAAAAGUGUGUUCAGUGUCGAGCUUCUAUAGAAAAAACAAUCCCAUUCAUUGUUUGCUGUGGUGGAAGUCCUCCUCCAGAGCCCCAAAAACCUGGCAUAAUGAACAAUGGAUCAAGAGAUGUCAGCAGAGACAUACAGAAACUUCAACAACAACUGCAAGAUAUUAAAGACCAGACUUGCUGUCCUGUUUGUAUGGACAGACUCAAGAACAUGAUUUUCCUUUGUGGACAUGGAGCAUGCCAACUAUGUGGUGAUCGACUCAACGAAUGCCCGAUUUGUCGUAAAUCUGUGGAGAAAAGAAUUUUACUUUAUUAGAGGCAGUGGAUCUCAAACCAGAGUGUAUUCACUAAGGUUGCAGUCUACGUGGAACUCAUUGUCUGCAUUCAACUGCAUGUUUUCAUUUUUUUUUAUUUCGGCCAGUACAUAAUUUGUUCAUGUCAUUCUAAAGUAAAUCAUUUUCUGAAAGAAAGUGUUCAUUUUCAAACAAAUUUUUUUUAAUUGUUAGCUGAUGUCAUUUUUUUCAGACUUUGAAUCCAUACAAAUUAUUUUGUCAGAUUUGUGUGUGUGUGUGUAUAUAUAUAUAUUAAUUGUAAUCAUCAAUGUGUGGCAUGAGUAGCAUAAAUUGCUUAGCUGUAAAACUAAAGGUCUGAAUUUUUAGCAUGAGAUAUAACUUGUAAUGUGUUUUUUGAGUGCCUAGAGGUAGUGUAGUCAUGCUAUAAAAGUUUGGAAGAGUGUAAUGCAAAAUCAAAUAGUAUUGUGUUGUUAUUUUUUUAAAUUAAUGACUAAUUUUAGUUCUGAUAAUCUUUGCAUGUGUGAUGAGUUGAAUGACACAUCAACUAUUGGCUUUAAUAUAAUCACCCAGUGACAUUUAGUUUGAGUGCAUUCUAAACAUUGAAGUACCUGCAUAUUUCUUGCACAGUUAUUUCCUACAUAUAUAGGCUACAUUCAAGACUUAUAUAGUUUUGAAGUUGUUGAAACCUUUUUAUUGUAAAUAUUUGAAAUAAGAACAAAAUGGCUCUAAACAUCAUCUAUUUAACUGACUAUUUGUCAGGUCAUCAUCCAAGAAACACUGCACAGAUUAGAAGUUAUAGCAAUAUAUUCGUUUAGUCAAUAUUUAUUCUGUAAUAUCGAACAGUUUGUCUUUUGUUUUCUCCUCUUCAGUUUCUCUAUAAUAGUGUGUACCAAAAUAGCUAUUCCACUAUUAGUGAGUUCUUAGUCCAAACAGUGAACAAUUGAUUCUUUGUUAUCCACAAUGUUGUCUGUCCUAUCUUUAGUCUCAUCAAAAGAACAUUUUAUACUGUUCAGUCUGUUGCAUGACUUUAUAUUAAAUCAGACAACUUCAGUCACAUGAUUGAAAGAAAAAUUGUUUUAAUCAGUCUUAAAAGUCAAACAAAUUUAGUCAGUAGGACUUAAUUUAUGACACUUUUGUCUAUCACCUCUUUGCAACUUGUUUUUUUAUACUAGUUUGUGACAUGUUUGCCUCAUCCACAAGAGACAAAUAUUUCUGCAUGUACAGUUUGAUUUGUUGUAUUUUGUUUCAAGAUAUUUACUUGAAAUUAUUCUACUGCUUGUAAUUUAGAAACUGGCUAGGUUAUAAUACACGUAGAUGCCUCCUUUUGUAUUUGUAUGUAAUAAAUAUGUUAUAAAAACAAUAUAAUUCAUAAAAAGAUUUAAUGGAAUCAAGUGAAGAAACAGUAUUUUCUUUUAACUUAUUUUGUCUGUAAUUUUUAUGAACUCAACUAAUUAUUUAUAAAAACAUUCUUUGCACUUUGAAAGAAAAAGGCUUAGCUGCUGGUGUUCUAUUCAAAAUAAAAGUUUUUUUUUGUUAAAGUUUAAACAACUUUUUAACUGUUUGAUGUGAUCCGGUCGAACUUGCUUGGUGCUAUAAUAUGGUCUCAUUGUAGUCUUGUAUAACUGUAGUACUAUAUAUGAACCAUUUAUUAGAGUCAAUCUAGUUUGUAUUAAUUUGCUGAUAUACUAAUGCUUGAGAGACUAAUUUUUUUUUUUCUUCAAGAAAACAUAUUUUAUUUUGUUCACUGCCAAAGACUUACUCAAUUUUACUUGAUCUUAUCAAGGCAGUUUGAACUCGUUUAAAUACAACCACAAUGCACAUUGAUUCUUAUUGUUUAUGUCAUGUGAAAGUUAAUGUAGAUUUAGUGCAUUAAUUUCAAUGUGGGUCAGAGCACCAAUGUCAUGCCUAUGUUUUUGUGUAUGUUUAAUAUCUAAGGAAACAAAUAAUGUUUUUUUUUUUUUUUUUUUCUGAAAUUGUUAAAAAAACAACAACUGAGAUUGUAUUUGGCUAAGUAUUUAGGAAGCAAUUGUGAAUUUUUUCUUUCUUUCAAGUAUUUGAAUGAGUUUUGAUACAACCUCAACAACUUGCUCAGAAAUCUCACCAAAUUUGUGAAUCAUUUUCUUCAUACAGUUUUCAAAUGUCAUGUAUAUUCUAUUUAAUUGAUAUAGUUGAGAAUAAUUAAUAAUUUUUUUUGUCCUGAUGUGAAUUUUGUGCUUAAUUUUUCAUGGUUUGUGUUUGACUUCUAUUGAUGCCAUGAUGUUUUUGCCUAAGUGCAUCCUAUGCUUGUUUCACAAGGUUCUGUUAGAAUGUACAUUAGUUUUGUGUCAUAACACUUUCUAUGACUCUAUUUUGUGUGUUAUAGAAGAAACAAUAUUAUUUUAUUGAGAUUUUUCUUUGAUAAAAGUUUGUGUUUGAUAGCCAACAACUACAUGAUGAAUUGUUUUGUUGUUUUAUAUGUACUUGUAUAUUGUUACAAGUAAUAGCAUUGCAGGUGGGCCUAGUCUAGGAGACCACAAUGAGUUGAUGUCCUGUAAGGGAAUGACUUUGGAUAUUACUGUGUAGUAUUCAACAGCUAUUAUAAUUUUUCACAUUGGUAUUUGCUUUUCAUAUUUCUACUUCAUUUUUUUUUUAUUGAUAUCAUACAUCAUGAUGGUUUGACUAAGAUCUUUAUAUUUGUAAAAUGUCCACAGAUUGUCUUUUCUUUUUUCCAUUGAAUUGUUUAUUUUUAAACUGUUUAUUUAAUAAAUGUUUUGCUGGCUGUGACAUUACUUGUAAUGAAGUCACUUCAAUAAAUAGUAAUAUAUCUCACUUGACUGAUUUUGAUUUGUCUUUAGAAAUAUGAGGUAGGCAAUUCUUCUAUCCUGCCUGCUUUGUCCUAAUAAUUGACAUUUUCUUAAUGCCAUGUUUUCAUCAAAUAAAUGGAAUACUUUUGAUCUUCUACAGUUCUUUCUGAAAACAUACAGCUUGUAAACCAAUACAGGCUCCCCUAUUACAUAGUUGCAAAUGUAUCUUUUAUUUUGUACUGAACAACAUAUUCAAUUGAAGAGGUUUUUAUUUGUGGGUUUGUUUUUUUAAUUUAGCAAAAUUAAUAAUAAGGCUUGUUUUUGAGUUGAAAGUUUAAGGUUGAGUGCAGUAUUUCAUUUGAUAAAUGACUGCUUAGUUAGUUCAAAAGGUUGAAAUACUGCAUGACAGGAAAAAGCUGCUUUUCUCACUCUCCCUGCCUUUUGUCUGCUAUUUGGACUUUUUUAUACAGAGAGAGAAAAAAAAAAGCUUUGAGGCAAUCAUUUCUUGAACAUUGUAACAAACUAAAGAUAUUUGAAUCUGUUUCUCCAUGUUUUUUAAACUUAUGCUUUUUUUUUUAUUUAAUAUCUCUAUGACAUCAGCUUUAUAUUUAAGUCAAUCAUGUAUAAAGAGUUCUCUAUCUCAUCAAUAAAUAUAAAAACAAUUGGUUCCUGUUGAUUGGACCACAUCAGGUUGGGAUGACUUUGGUUUUAGUAACAUACCUGAUGUUAGUAGAGGGAAUGUGCUAUACAUCAAAAAUGUCAAUCUUUUUGGGGGGUCUUGGGGGGAUAUAAAUUUGAAGUCACAUAAAGAAUCAUCAAUUCAAUAGAACAAAUUGUUUUGGUUCUGUAUUGUGGUCAAAUUAUUUUGGGUCUGUAUUGUGGUCGGCAUUUUUGAGGGGCCAUCACAUCAUGGGCAGGAUAUAGAGCAUCACUGCUUUAUGUUAUAAACAAUACUGAAAUGUCAUUAUUAAUGGCUUCUGUUUUGUGGUGCACACUUUUAUCAAACAUAGAGAUUACAACUACUUUAAGCUCACAAAUUUUAUACAUGGAAAAGUAAGUAGUCAAAUCCUUUGAAACAAUCUUCAUAAUACCUAGGGUGCAAAACAUAAUACAUUGCUAAAAAUAUGUCAAUGUUAGAAGACUUAUCCAGUAUGUUAGGCAUUGUAUUGAUAACCAACAAAAUAAUAACAAAUAUCUGAUGCAUCUAUGGGACUGCCUUCAUUUCCCUUUUUUUAUUAAAUAGUGCAAAGUUUAUCAGUAUUUCCUUAUAUUCUGUGUUAUCUCUGGCACCAUCUCAUAACAAGCAUUAUCUUUUUCUUGGUCUUCUGAUGCUGGGAGCAACAUUUGCAUUAUUGCAAUCUUCAUAUUUGGGGUGGCAUUAAAGCUGAAGUGGAAGAAUAAAAAAGUGUACAAUUCUUUCUCCUUGAAAUUCCAUAUUUCCAUCAGGAAGUAGUUUUUUAUACUUUAGUGUUCUAUGGUCCAUUGAAAAUAAAUUAGAGCUAUAAAGUUAUAUAGUGAACAUUUUGCCUUAUGUAAUUCAAUUUGUUUUGUUUCUGUAUAAUUAGAGGAAAUAAUGGCUUGGUCCUAUUGACUGUUGGUUUAAUUAAGCUGGAUUUAUUAAUGGUGUGCAGAGUGAUAAGACAGCUUUAAUUUACUUCCAAAGGUUUACUUGUGUCUUUGAUAGGAUUGACUUUCUUAAUUGCAUUUUUAAAGUGACAUUUUGGUAACAAAUGGAAUAUACAAAAAAAAAAUUUAUUCUAUAGAGAAACUGACGCCUUUUUUUUUCAUAGGCUUGUAUGUUGAAAAUGCAUUUGUGCUUUUAUUCCUUUCUGAAAAAUAUUCUUUUUAGUCUUGCAAAUUAGAGUGAAUGUAUUAGGGGAGACAACUUCACUUGCAUGCUUACAGUUUCCAAUAAUUCAGUUUCACUUCUCAUACUUCAAUGCCAUCCACUCAGUUGUUCAAGCAAAGCAGUUUAGUACUGUAGAAUUCACUUUCUCUAUCUCAAGCAAAGUUUAAAUUGGACAUAAAUGUACUUACAAAGAAAGUUAUCAUUUGAAAACUGUGACUAUCAAGAAAGAAUAAUCCUUAUGAAAAUAGUUCUGGAAGCAAAUAGUUAUAUUUUAAAUAUCUUGUUCUGUCCAAACAAAAUGGUUAUAUUUACAUUUCUGUGUGCAGGUUUAUUGGAACACAAGUUAAAUAUUUGUGUAAACGCUAGCAUUUUUUUUUUCAUUUUAUUCUCUACUAAUUAAGUACAUAAGAGAAUAAAACCUACUCACAUGGGAAGAAAAAAACGAAAAGUGUUAUAACUUUUUACUGUACCAUUUCACGAUGGAGAAACAAAUGACAGCUCUGAUUAAUAUCUUGUUUUUUUAAUAUUUAAAUUUUGGUUGUUUUAUUGAGACCAUAAACUGAACUUAAGAUUAUUUUUUUUAUUGUACAACUUAUUUACUUCAAAGGGUCAAGUGUUAUUCAUAUAUAUUAUCUGGAAAUUUUUAGUUAGUUCCAUUAAAAUUGUAAUUUUUUUUUGAAGGCCUAGUUUGAAAUUCUACAGUUGGAGGGAUGAAUAUUUAGUCAUGUGCUGGACACACAAAACCCUCAUUGAAAUUCUAAUGUUUUAAUUAAAGUCAGAUUGAUAUUUAUAUGGUCUAGAUAAUGAUUGAGAAAUAAAAGUCAUGAAAUCUGUGUACUUGUCUGUGAUCCCUUUGGUUUGUGCAUGUUGUGUGUUAGUUUGGUUUGAAAUAUUCAGCUACAGCUUGAUGGCUUAUUAAUAGAUCUAAAAUGUGUUUUUUUUUUCUUUGCUUACUUAUAUCUUGCUAAGUUUAUUGAUUCAUCGUGUGCAUUGGUGUAAAAAUGAUCUGUUAACAAAUGAAUUACUUUAAGUCUCACCAAAAUCAAAAUUAGUUCUGGUACUAAAUUUUAAUGUUACAACAAAAUAAAUGAUGCUGUUUCAUUUGUCAUUUCUUCUUCACUUGGACUUGCAUUGAUGACCUAAUGGACAGUCUGAUCAGUUAAUAGUAAAGUUUAUUUUCAUCCUCUCAUAAACAGACUGUUGCAAAUAGAUUACAUCUUGUCUGCUUUAUUUUGACCCCAAGCUCUACAAGUUUUGUAUGUGGCCCCCCUAAGUUAUUUUUGUUAAGUGUUUUGCUUACAAAUAAUGAAUUUCUAUUCUUUGAAACAUGGCAUCUUUAAUAAAGUUUGUGUUUUGUCA
This is a messenger RNA of Biomphalaria glabrata, 9228 nucleotides long. RefSeq names its product E3 ubiquitin-protein ligase MIB1-like. The transcript has 22 exons. Lineage: Eukaryota; Metazoa; Mollusca; Gastropoda; Planorbidae. Gene Ontology annotation, cellular component: cytoplasm. The record is from RefSeq and is a predicted model, not a curated record. Gene Ontology annotation, molecular function: ubiquitin-protein transferase activity; zinc ion binding; protein binding. Bases 189 to 3260 code for a protein of 1023 amino acids. Gene Ontology annotation, biological process: protein ubiquitination.